AUGUCCGAAGGUCCGAGCGGGGGGCUGGAUCCGAAUGCAGGAGGGGUACCGGUGUGGUACCUGCCGAAGUUUCGAUGUGGGACUUGUGGGAGUGUCUUCGGAGGUCGACACGUUGUUCUGACAGGGACCGAUGGUGGGCAAUCUAACAUCCUAAUCGGCAGAGCGUGCCGAGAGAACAUUCGGUAUGGCCCAUUUGAGCUGGUCUCUGGCUUGAGGGCGUUCCACGUGUCACGGCGUGAGUGGGUGGUCAAAUAUGGUACAAACAGGGCUAGACGUUUUAUGCCUCAUGAGACAAGGCGUAAGCUUCAAAGCGUUGAAGCAUAA
This is a messenger RNA of Prunus armeniaca (apricot), 324 nucleotides long. NCBI's taxonomy places the organism in Eukaryota, Viridiplantae, Streptophyta, Magnoliopsida, Rosales, Rosaceae. The record is from the annotation of a GenBank genome assembly.